This is a messenger RNA of Rhineura floridana, 1127 nucleotides long. Its product is annotated as tripartite motif-containing protein 44-like. Lineage: Eukaryota; Metazoa; Chordata; Lepidosauria; Squamata; Rhineuridae. Gene Ontology annotation, molecular function: zinc ion binding. The record is from RefSeq and is a predicted model, not a curated record. The coding region runs from base 627 to 1127 and encodes 166 amino acids. The transcript is spliced from 2 exons.
ACAACUGAAUACGCCUAGCCUUUAAAAUGGGUACUGAAACGCGCAUUUUCUUCCUCGUCACCGCAAGAGGAAAAUUAUUUUCUUUUUUCUUUUAAAGAGGCCUUAAUGAAUUCCAGAUGAGGAAACCCCUCUUCAAACCACCGCGUUCUGGCAGAUCUCACGAUUUGCAUAGUUGUAGACGCUGAAGACGAGGGGGAGGAAGAAAAAAAGGCAUUGCCACUUUAAAUGACUCAGGAAGUUUAAAAAAACAAAACAGGCAGGCCUGCGCUUCAGAAGUGAAACUACUGCUUUUGCUGCAGAAGAAAGGGGGGUAGGGAACCAGGCGAACUCCUGGAGGGUGGGGGUGUUAGAUCCUAGCCCAUGAUGGAACGACUUGGCAGCUCAGACAGGAAAGAAAUAAGGACAAAAAAGUAGCCUGGACGGAGAGGCAAACGAAAGCAUAACGGGCAACUCAGUCCAGAGUAAAACUCCCGAAGCUUGGAAAACUGUAAUCUGAGGAGAGAUCGGCUUCCCAGGGCCAGGGUCAGCCCGGGAGUUAUUUUCUUCCUUCCCCAUCCCCUUCCAGUGGAGAGAGUCGCCCAAGCAAGUGAAGACACAAGCAGGCCUUGCCUAGGAUCAGGCUGGAAAUGGCUUCUGCAAAGAGCGAGAGUGGGGAGGAAUGUCUCCAAGAUGGCACCUGCGAUGUCUGUGAGCCCGAUGAAGCGCCGAGCGCCGUGCAGGUCUGCGAGGACUGUGGCUUUUCCUUCUGCCAGUUUCACGCCGAGGAGCACAGCCAGAAGUACGGGGCCCAUCGGACGACUGGCUUUGUCGCUCCGGAGAGGGGCAGGGAGGUGGCGAUCCAGGAAGGGUCGGAGCAGGCCCCCAAAGAAGAGGAGAAGGAGGCUAGCAAAGUGGAGUGGAAGAAGUGUGAGGAGCACGGCGAAGAUCUCAGCUUGUACUGCAAAGAGCACGAGAGAAUUAUCUGUGUGCUGUGUGCGGUGUCGGGCUCUCACCAGCAGCAUGAGAUCAUCACGCUGAAUGACGCCUACGAAUCCAUCAGGAACAGAGAACGUGUGGACCUGAAGGUGGCCAUGCUAGAGAUGGUGGAAAGGUUAAAGUUCAAGUGCGCAGACCCCAAAGUAAGUUAA